GAACGCAAUGUUUACAUCCCGGCGAGAGGAACACGUGAUUCGUUAACAUGUCCCCACGUGACUGAUGACACAACCUUCCAAUUAAGUCUCCCCUCGCACACGUCAAGACAUGGAGAGGAACAAACUCAGAGCUUACGAGAAGAGGAGGGGGGCGACGCACCCUAGAGAGACAAGGAGAAAGGCCUUGCUGGAGGAGGAAAGAAGGAAUGAAAGGAGUGUUACCAAUCAGAGAAUGACAAUGCAGCGAAGAAUUUUUAUACGCACUCAAAGUUCCAGAAAUGUGCCGAGAGAAAACAUCAACAUGACGGCAGAGACAAAAGCAAGAGCAAAUGCAAACCUAUCGGACAUCAUUGCCGGUGCUGGGGAGUCUGUGCCACCACCCCCCGCUACCCCACAGCCUCACAACACUGUGUCCCCCCACCGGUACUUCCUGCCUAUGAAGAGGGGAAGUCGCUGGCUACUGAAGGAGGGUAAGCAAGCAGGCACCAAUCAGGUACUCGUACACUCAGACGCUUCCAGUCCAGACAGCAUUUUCAGCCCAAACACGCCCACAUCUGCCGACCAGCCAUGUAAGGUAACCAAGUUCAAGCAGAGAAGCGGUAACAUUCCAGCAGACAGAUCCAGAGAACCCAGCCUGCUUAAACCUACUAGGGAGAGAACUGGGGCACCACCACCACCACCACCAGGCAGCAGUCUAUCAAGGCUGUGCUUGGGAUUGGCCCCUUCAGACACAUGUGGCAAGGCAGAGGACAAGGUGACCAAGCCUCUAGUGGUGAAGCCUCAGAUCUAUGAAUACCUAAUGGCUGCCGUGAACAAGGCGCAGGACAAGGCCUCACGCGGCCGACUGCCACGAGCCGCAGGAAUGAGCCGUGAACUUCUUAUGAAAAUCCAGCAGAAGUAUGAGGAAGGCCGAGUGUUCAAUCUUAACACAUGGUUCUGCUGCAGUAAGAAGGAGAGGCAGAAGGAGACCAGGAGCCCCACUGCAGUAGGCUGUCAAAGCUCUGGAUCCACAAAGAUUGUAAGGUCUACGAAACGAAAUGAUGCAACCAGGCAGCCAUCAGAUGUGUUAAAAACUCCCUCCUGCCAAGACUAUCUAGCCAUCACUUCAAGAAGCUCCCCCAGCAGCUGUGACAAGACCACUGGUGUGACUGGCAAGAUGAACUGUCCAGGCACCACCAUCAUCAGUCCCCAGGGUCUCCUCCAGCGCCAUGAGGAUCUGCAGAGGGAUGCUGAGGGAUGCUGGCACCCUCAGGACCGCCAGCAGGAGCCUCUCGUUUCCAGUCAGCGGCAGGAGAGAAUGGAGUGGGUGUUUGACGGUUCUGAUUCCCAGCCGCCAGGAAGCCAAAGGACUCCCUCGCCUGUCUGCCUGCUGUCUGUCUCUCAGUGUCCCAAGUCUGUUGUUAUCAAUCCAAUGAGGUACUUGGAAUACUUUGCUGGGCCACCUCAGGACACUGACAGAGGCUCCUGCUCCAAGGACACACACCUGAGGGCUACACAUCCCAGGGACACACACCUGAGGACCACACAUCCCAGGGACAUGCACCUGAGGGCCACACAUCCCAGGGACACACACCUGAGGGCCACACAUCCCAGGGACACACACCUGAGGGCUACACAUCCCAGGGACACACACCUGAGGGCCACACAACCCAGGGACACACACCUGAGGGCCACACAUCCCAGUGACACACACCCAAGGGCCACACAUUCCAGUGACACAUACCCAAGGGCCACACAUCCCAGGGACACAUACUCAAGCGCCACACAUCCGAGGGAUACACACAUGUGGGCCACACACCCAAGAGACACAGACCCCAUGGCCACACAGAACCAGAGCUCACACACUUCACAGGCACAGGCAGCGACAGCCACACACAGAGCCACUUACGUCCAUGAGGAUGUGAACCUUGACUCCCUUGGCACUGCUAGCACUUCAAGGGAGACUGAAAUGUAUAGCAUGAGGGACAAGAGGCACCUUGCUCCCUACCCUGGCCAGGAGUACCGGCACACAUGGCAGGGGUCAGAGGCAGGCAGGGGGCAGCAGAUAUAUGAUACAGGCUGGCAGGGUGAAUCAUACUUUCCAGCUCAGUAUCACCAGCAGCACGUCAACCAAUCCUUCCCGUCAGACGACCCAAAUCCGAAUCCUUGGCACCAGGAUCCAGUCAGUCGUCACUCAAGACCUUUACUGGAUCUGACAGACUCCAUAUUCCCAAGAUACUUACAGCAACCACCACCACCACCUCCACCUCCACCUCCACCAGUCAACAUCUUCCAAUCAGCUUCCUGGGAGACACUACAAGGAUCUGUGCCAAGGUGCAACACAAGCUGGAGUGCACCACUGCCUGAGGGACACUUGUACCAUGGGCCAGGCUGUGAGAGGACCAGGGACCAGUUUGGGCCAUCAACAGAGGCACGCAUGACAGGUCUGGUGACAUGUUGA
Scylla paramamosain (green mud crab) is the source of this 2440-nucleotide messenger RNA. RefSeq lists its product as uncharacterized. The transcript is spliced from 13 exons. The record is from RefSeq and is a predicted model, not a curated record. NCBI's taxonomy places the organism in Eukaryota, Metazoa, Arthropoda, Malacostraca, Decapoda, Portunidae. Bases 110 to 2440 code for a protein of 776 amino acids.